AAUACCGCAUGUAAUAUUUCUGAAUAAUACCGUCGGAAUAGAUAACGUCUUAUCGGUGCGUAGAUAACUGUACAGUACACGGAUGAUUAAUAGCGCAACGUUUGAUUGAAAUUUAUUGAUAGUUACGCAUCGUUAUGGGAAAUUUAUUAUCGACUGACCAUAUCCUCGACGAGGAAACUCUCAUUACUUACGUCGAAUUGACUUAUUUAAAAAGGCACGAAAUACUUCGCAUUAUCAAACUCCUCGAUGCCAUCGAUCCAGGAAAACUUCGGAAAAAUCCUGAGCAUCGUUUUACAAUAAAACAAAUCGAAACGAUACUGCCUCAAAUUAGAUACAGUCCGCUCCAUGGUUCGAUAUAUAGAGUGUUCUCGUCGAAAAACGAUGGUCAUUUAGGGCUCGAAGACGUUUUGGAUCUAUGUUCGGCAUUUUCGAGGGAUUGCCCUGAAGAUGUUCGCGCUGGUUGGGCAUUCCGUAUCUUUGACUUGGACGGUGACAAUGAAAUUUCAGCCAAUGAUUUGAUCGAGGUUGUACGUAGAUUGACACGAAACGGCGGGGAUGAAUACAGUAGCAUCGAUAAGGCGGAGGCGGAACACGUUGCACGAAUGGUGCUUGACGAAAUACUGUUCAAUGAACUGUUAUUCCGACAUGGAGAUCGAACACCCGAUAAAAAAGAAAUAUAUCCUAAAUUACCUACCAAUCACAUCUAUGAGACGCUUGGGUACGGCCAAUUAACCGAGGUAGGGAAAAUGAGGGUGCAUCGUCUUGGAAAGAUGUUGAGACAACGAUAUGAUAAAUUUUUGGGUAAAGCUCAGUAUGGCGAAGUUUAUGCGAUCAGUACAGAUUUUGAUCGCACAAAAAUGUCCCUACAGCUGAUUUUGAACGGACUAUAUUCACCGACAACAAACGAGACCCAGAACCAAAUCCAUUCGUCUGCCAUACCAACACUGUACUAUCCAAGACUUUUAGACACUGUACUGUUGUCGCAGGUUUGUCCAACAUACGUGGAAGAAUUGCGAGGGGUGAAAAAGUCGGCUGCAAUUGCCAAAAAACUAUCGGAAUACAAUGAUCUUUUAGAACAUCUUUAUGAAGAAACUGGCAAGAGCAGAGACGAUCCGAUCAUGAUGGUAACUGAACUUUACCAACUCUUGGUAUCACAGCGUAGCAUGAACAUUCCUUUGCCGGAAUGGGCCACCGAGAACGUUCAAAAACGUAUGGAAGAAAUAGUACGGUUAGAUCUUGAAACUCAAUCGUAUACCAUGCAACUGAAGCGACUAAACGGCGGUUCGAUUGUAAAACGAUUCAUUGAAAAUAUACGUAACACAACGAAUAAAACCAGACCGAAGAUUUACUUAUACAGUGGGCAUGACAUCAAUAUUGCUAGUUUUGCCAAAGCGAACGGUUUCACCGAACCGAAGAUACCGACUUACGGGUCUGCAAUUAUAGUUGAGACUUUGAAAAAUCUGCUCGGCGUACGGUUUAUUCGGAUGUAUCUUUGGAUUGGCACUACAGAAAAAUUGAUACCUUAUAAAAUUCCUAAAUGCCUGCAAAGUUAUUGCCCGUUCGAUCUGUAUGUAGCGUACAUGCAGAAUGUUAUCCCUACGAACGGGGAAUCGGAAUGUUUGUGGAAUACUAUGACAAUGAAACGGUUACGGGAGUAUUAUAAACUACUAGAAUAUUGAACAACAGAUUCUCGAUAACCAACCUGUGCACACAAAUAUUUAAAAUUAUAAAAAUAUAGCUAUAUUAAUUUGAAA
This is a messenger RNA of Osmia bicornis bicornis, 1754 nucleotides long. Its product is annotated as venom acid phosphatase Acph-1-like. Gene Ontology annotation, molecular function: calcium ion binding; phosphatase activity. The record is from RefSeq and is a predicted model, not a curated record. The coding region runs from base 135 to 1679 and encodes 514 amino acids. The transcript has 10 exons. Gene Ontology annotation, biological process: dephosphorylation. NCBI's taxonomy places the organism in Eukaryota, Metazoa, Arthropoda, Insecta, Hymenoptera, Megachilidae.